AUGUCAGUAAAAGUCGGUGUUUUCUCUGUCAAAGGCAGCGCCACGCCCCUUUAAAGCUUAAUUCGGUCAGGGGGUGAAUUGGGUCAUCUAUCAUGUCUCUAAAUCAAACGUCAUCCUGGUUUUUAGAAAAGCAUAUCGGAAUUCUUUUAUAUUUGUUUGGUACAUUUUUCCGUCAACACAACUUUUAAAAUGAUACUCUAUAACAUUUUUUUUUUUUCGUUCAAACAUGUGACAGACUCCUGAAACAAUAUUUAUGGGGAUCUACAUUUCUCUACUUGUCAGUGUUUUCCAUUUUAUUCAUUAAAUUAUGUUUAUAUUAUAUAAAUCUAUUUCACAUUGUUCAUACAUAAUUUUAAUUUAACGCCUCAUUGAUUUUUUUUUAAUGAUUAAUUCACUGAGAUUUUAGAGCUGUAGAUGUUGCGCUAUAUAGACUCCUCCGGUAGGAGGCAGUAUCGCCAAAUGCAAUGCUGCAACCAUAACAUCCACGAAGAAGAGUGUCAAAGAUUUGUUUCUUUAGCGUCCCAACAAUAUUUUCUUCAUUAAACUGGCUUCUAAGCAGACUGCAACCAUUUUAAAACCUUAAACGGAAUGGACGAAAAGGUUUUCGAUCCUACUGCAGGGGAUGAUGGGGCAGAGGCCGGUGCAUCGUCAUGUUUGGGAGCCACUGGAGGAUCAUCUGGUUCCCGUUUGGAGUCGCAGCUCCAGGAGGCCAUUCGGUUAAAGACGGAGGGGAACGCAUUCUACCGGGAGAAAAAUGUGCGCACUGCCAUCGGACGUUAUCAUCGUGCUUUGCUCGUUCUCCGUGGCCUGGACUCUGAGGUGAACUCUGCACUGCAAGGGUUUGUUGCUCCGGUGCCUAAACUGAACCAGGAGCAGGAAGACCUGCUGAGGAGCACUCAAGUAGACUGCUAUAACAAUUUAGCAGCAUGUUUGCUACAGCGACAGGUGGUGGACUAUGCCCGUGUGUUAGAGUACAGUCUGAAAGUGCUCAGGUGGAGGUCAGGUGACAUUAAGGCCCUCUACAGAGCUGGAGUGGCCUCAUUACAACUGGGUGAUGCUCAGACUGCUCGACAUUACCUCAUACAGGCCAGCAGGGGGAAACCUAACGAUCCUGAUGUAAAGAAACAGCUGCAGCGAGUAGAGGAGAGACUCAGCCAAGACUACCAGAAAGAGAAGGCACUGUAUAAAGGCAUGUUCAGCAAGCAGAAACAGGCUGAGGACCAGUUAGCAGAGGAGAAGACCCAGAAAUUGGUCCAAACGGACAAAUACAUGACUCAGCAGGAACAUGCAUCAUUAAAUUAAGCUUGAGUUGACAGCACCAGGAAGCAAGUGGGAUGUUUUGCUUCAGGGCAUGGAUAAUUUGCUACAUAUGGCAUUUACUGAUGUUGAAUGGCCAGUAGCAGGACUGAAUGUGUGGUUGAACUCUGGUGCAACGUGGCAGCUUGUGCAAGUAUUUUAAUGCACUUAAAAUGCAUUGUACUCUGGUAUUGUAUAGUUAACAUACUGUCUAGCUGCUUCUGUUUUGCAUUCGGUUUCCUCCAGCUGUGGGUCUGUAUUUUUUUUUUUUUUUUUCCAUAUGAUAGUUCUCUUGCUUUUUGUUUGUUCAUCCUAAUAAAUAUUUUUGAAAGAA
This is a messenger RNA of Cyprinus carpio (common carp), 1630 nucleotides long. RefSeq names its product tetratricopeptide repeat protein 9C-like. The record is from RefSeq and is a predicted model, not a curated record. Lineage: Eukaryota; Metazoa; Chordata; Actinopteri; Cypriniformes; Cyprinidae. Gene Ontology annotation, molecular function: protein binding.